Molecule: messenger RNA, 1503 nt
Organism: Mercenaria mercenaria
Lineage: Eukaryota; Metazoa; Mollusca; Bivalvia; Venerida; Veneridae
Exons: 1
Coding region: 1-1503 (500 amino acids)
Molecular function (GO): zinc ion binding
Source: RefSeq, a predicted model, not a curated record
AUGGAUUCACAUACAAAAAGUAAGGAUUCGGCAGUGUGCCAUGAAAUCUGUCAAAGUCACAAAAAUAAGGUCAUCAAGUUUUUCUGCACUAACCAUGAAUUUCUCGGAUGUAAAGAUUGUAUAGCCCUGAAUCACAGAAAAUGUCAAAUUGACCACAUAGAAGAUAAAUGUGCAGGUAUUGGGGACAGUGAGGAGUACAAAACCACACUCAUUGAACUGGAACAAAAGAUAAAAGCUGUGGAUGCUGUAAUCAAAAAGGCAACACUACAAGAUAAGGAGGUGGAUUCUACCUAUGAUCAUGUCAUAAAAGAAAUUGUUAAGUUCCGCAAGGAGAUAAAUGACCGCUUAGAUCAACUCCAAAAGCAAAUUCUGGCAGAUGCUGAGAAAAAGAAGCCCGAAGACAAAGAAACAGUCAAGAAAGUGCUUGAAAGAUGUACAGAUCUUUCUUCAGAUAUCAAGAACUUCAAGUCCAAACUACAAGAAAACAAAACUUCACAGCAAGAUGGACAACUUUACAUCAUGAUCAAACAAGCAAAAUCCAAACUGAACAUGGAUGAUUUAAAGAACGCUGAAGAAUGUUUGGAACAGACCGACACUCUUUGCACAUUUGAAAGAAACAAAGAAUUAGAAAACAUCUUAACCACACAUAAUGCAUUUGGGAUGUUGAAACCAUUCGCUACUCCGAUGACUCCAGGAAAGAAGAGUGUAUCUGUGAAGUUGACGGACAAAGGAGAAAUAAAUAUAAAGACACAGUCUGACCGUAAUGGAUGCCAGAUCACAGACUGUGCAGAAUUGUCUUCUACCAAACUUUUACUUGCUGAUUACAAUAACUGUAAAUUGAAAGUUGUCGACACACAAAUAAAAGCUGUGGUAGAAGAGAAGGCACUUAACUCAGCCCCAUGGUGCAUUGCUGUACUGCCAGAGGACAAGAUUGCAGUGACAGUGCCGGACAAGAAAAAGAUAUUGGUCAUGGCGAUAGCUGGCAAAUUUUCAAUCAUUCGUAGAAUUCCAGUUAAAGGAGACUGUAGAGGUAUAACUUAUCGCCAAGAUCAUCUUUAUGUACUUUGCUUGGGUUCUAAGUGUGUGUUAACAGUAGAUACACAUGGUAAAGUCAAAAACAUAAUUUCCUUAAAGAAUGAGAUAUUUGUCAACCCAUACUACGUGCUGCUAAGUGAAGAUGCAAGAUAUUUCUACAUCAGUAACCAAGGUAGCGAGAGUGUAGUCGUUGUAACAUUACAGGGUGACAUAUCAGCAGUAUACAAGCACAAGGAUCUUAGUGCACCACUUGGAAUGAUGAUGUUAGACGAUGGAUCAUUGCUGGUGUGCUGUUAUUGUAACAACACCAUACAUCAUACCUCAGGAGACUUGAAUGAAGGACAGACAAUCUUAGAUUCUGGAUUACAGAACCCAUGGGCUAUAUACUACAAUCAUCAAGACCAGGAGGUUUAUAUCGGUGGGUACUGUAAUCAGCUGAAGAUAAGAAAAGUAGCAUCAACGGUGUAA